AAUGAGUGGCUUCUGAGUCUGGAUCCAGGUCCUGAAGAUCUCGCUGAUGCUCUGUUCCACUUCCUGUCGUCCCAAGACUGGUUCGAAGUGACCUUACUUCUGGACGAGUCCAUUUUUUCAGGAGCCGUCAGCAAGAGACUCCUCGCUUUGUCCAAUGGACCGCCGCUGCUCAAAAUUCUGAAAUUGCCCACGGCCAGAUCAAAACUGCUGAGUGCUCUAAGCUCGAAUCAUGCUUCUAAGCAAAGGGUGUUGGUUCUUUGCUGCUCCGGUGGUAGUAGAACUCGGCAGGUUUUCCAAGAAGCUCGUAAACUAGGAAUGCUUGAAGGUGAUUGGAUAUGGAUCUUGCUAGAGAAGGCUACAUGGAAUCCCGAAUCUGGCAACUAUCCUGUUGGAAUUUUGGGUCUCAGGCAUAAGCGUCAACUGACCAACAAGCAUAGUGUGCGAUCUGCAAUAGACGUGGUGUCCGAAAGCGUGAAGUACUUAGAUGGUAAUCUGUGGUUAGUUGACAGAGGAAAUCAGUCCAAUAUCAGUUGCUGGAACAAUACGUCCGAAUACAGAAUGAGACUCACAAAAGCUUUGCACAGAGUUAUUCGCCGGCAGCUAGAAAGGGAAAGUCCGGUGUCCAGAGAAGGUUUGGAGCCACCUGUGUUCGAAAUUUUAAAUCUCGUUUCCGGGCCCAACGGUCCUCGGCGUCGGUGGAAGCGCCUAGGCAACGUAACCGGAUCCCGUGUUUCCAUGGACGCCGUGGUGUGGUUGAGGGCCCCCUCGAGCGGCUUAACGGGUCCGCGAAGGGGUGGGCCCCUCUCUAGGCCCUCUUCUCACGGAGGUCGUCAACGAUUCCGCGUGGUGACGGCUUUCUCACCUCCCUUCGUGAAGCCGGGAACCCGGGUCGAGAAUGGGAGUUGCCUCAUUGGAGUGCCUUGUCUGCAAGUGGAUACCAGUGACAAGGAUGCCAUUGUUGCCAUAUUCGCUGAUUAUGCAGUCGGCAGAUCCGAAGGAGUUCUAUACAACAUAACUUGCUGCGCCGGAAUCUCUAUCGCCUUGCUGUUAGCUUUAUCUCGUGACCUUCACUUCGAAUUUGAUUUGUAUUUAGUAGCAGACGGCCUGUUUGGAACAAGGCGAGGUAACCGCUGGAACGGUAUCACUGCAGAUUUGGUGUCGGGUGCGGCUCACAUGACAUUUGCCGCCUUUAGCAUGACCAGUGCCCGGCAGGGCGCCAUCGAUUUCUCCGUCCCAUAUUUCCACUCUGGAGUUUCUUGCCUCACUUCGUCCCAGUACAGGGUGGUACCGCUCUCGGCCUUUCUGGUACCCUUCAGCAUCCAGCUGUGGGUGGCCAUUUUCGGAGGCUUGACAGCCACUGCCAUCGCUGCAGCCAUCUACGAGUGGUUCAGUCCAUUCGGUCUCAACCCAUGGGGCAGGCAGAGGACAAAGAACUUCAGUUUGGCUUCAGCCCUGUGGGUAAUGUGGUCAUUGCUUUUUUCGCAUCUCGUGGCCUUCAAGGCGCCCAAAUCUUGGCCCAACAAAGUGCUUAUCAACAUAUGGGGGUGCUUCAGCGUCAUCUUCCUCGCCUCUUACACCGCCAACAUCGCAGCUCUUUUCGCAGGACUCUUCUUCCAUCUCAGGGUGGAUGAUUUUCACGACGCAAGUCUUCUGAGUUUACGCACGGGAACUGCUAGAGGUAGUGCCGCAGAAUUUUAUGUAUACAAAGAAAAUCCUGAGUUAUGGCAACACAUUCAACGCUACGGAGUGGACACGUUACAGCAAGGACUCGAAAAACUCAGGUAUAAAAAAAUAUAUCAUAAUUGCGUUUCGUUAUUUUUUUGCUAA
Molecule: messenger RNA, 1827 nt
Organism: Stegodyphus dumicola
Lineage: Eukaryota; Metazoa; Arthropoda; Arachnida; Araneae; Eresidae
Product: glutamate receptor ionotropic, NMDA 3A-like
Biological process (GO): monoatomic ion transport
Cellular component (GO): membrane
Molecular function (GO): signaling receptor activity; ligand-gated monoatomic ion channel activity
Source: RefSeq, a predicted model, not a curated record